Messenger RNA from Plodia interpunctella (Indianmeal moth), 2136 nucleotides. RefSeq names its product glucose dehydrogenase [FAD, quinone]-like. Lineage: Eukaryota; Metazoa; Arthropoda; Insecta; Lepidoptera; Pyralidae. The coding region runs from base 1 to 1986 and encodes 661 amino acids. The record is from RefSeq and is a predicted model, not a curated record. The transcript has 5 exons. Gene Ontology annotation, molecular function: oxidoreductase activity, acting on CH-OH group of donors; flavin adenine dinucleotide binding.
AUGUUAACAAACUUUUUAAUACUUUCAUCGAUAUUUGGAGUGAAAUGUUCAUAUGACUAUACGAAUGAAGAUGACAUUUGGACUGGAUCGAGCACAAGGAACGGCAAGAUAUUUUGGCCAUACCAAGAAUCUUUAAUAGAUGCGAUCCAUUAUGCAACUGGGAAGCAGGGUCCUAAGAAAAAUAUUGGCGAUUAUUUUGACUUCCUUCGAGAUCCCUACGGAUUGCCGCCAGGACUCUCAUCCCCACUCCCGGAAUACGACUUUAUCAUCAUCGGCGCAGGAUCAGCUGGCAGCGUCUUGGCGUCCCGACUAUCAGAAAACAGGAACACCACUGUCCUGCUCCUUGAAGCAGGCAAGCCCGAGAUGCUCCUCACAGACGUACCGGCUAUGGCUCCGUACUUCCAAUCUACGGAUUACGUUUGGCAUUAUUACAUGGAGCAUCAAGACGGAGUGUGUUUAGGAAUGGAAAACGAGCGAUGCUUCUGGCCACGAGGCAAAGCCGUAGGAGGCACCAGUGUCAUCAACUACAUGAUUUAUACCAGAGGCAGACCCCAGGAAUGGGAUAGAAUAGCAGCUGCUGGCAACUACGGAUGGGCUUACAAUGAUGUCCUUCAAUAUUACAAGAAAUCGGAAAGAGCCAAGUUAGAUGGAUAUGAAAAUAGUCCAACACGCAACAAAGAUGGCAGGAUGCCAGUGGAAUUUGUCCAAAGAAGAACAAAAUUAAUAAAAGCCUUUUUGGAAGCUGGAAAAUUACUUGGACAUCCGACUGUAGACUACAAUUCACCAAACGAACUUGGUUUCGGCUACGUACAAGUCACAGCGCAAGACGGGCAUCGGCAGAGUGCCGCCAAAGUUUUCCUGCACAAACACAAGAACAGACGAAACCUUCACGUCCUCCCAGAAAGCACUGCCACUAGAGUUCUCAUUGAUGAACAAACUAAAACUGCAUACGGAGUAGAAUUCGUUAGAAAAGGAAAAACAUAUGUCAUAAAAGCAAGGAAAGAGGUCAUAUUAUCAGCUGGGCCUAUUGCGUCUCCUCAACUUCUCAUGUUGUCUGGCGUAGGACCACGAGAUCACCUUAUAUCUAAGGGCAUACAUGUAGUACAAGAUCUCCCUGUCGGGCAAACAUUAUAUGACCAUAUAUGCUUUCCAGGAGCCAUAUUCGAAUUAAACACGACUGGAGUCAGUUUUAACGAAAACUCAGCUAUUGAUUUAACUUCUAUAAUAAGUUGGCUUAGGGAUGGCGACAGCGACUUGGCAAGUCCCGGUGCUGUAGAAGGAAUAGGAUAUAUAAAGACCCCCGUUUCAAAUGAUCCGGAACCAAUUCCUGAUAUAGAAUUGAUAAGUAUUGGAGGAUCUAUACUAGCAGACGGCGGACCUGGUGGUAGUAAAGCUGUAAGAAAAGGUAUGAGAAUAAAAGAAGAGGUUUUCAAUGACGCAUUCGGACCGAUUGACACAAGAGACGCCUGGAGCGCCUUCCCGAUGCUGUUGCACCCAAAGUCUGUGGGCCGGUUAGAAUUGAGAGAUAGAAAUCCGUUUAGUCAUCCCCGAAUUUACGGUAACUAUUUGACUGAUAAGACCGAUUCGGCCACGUUUGUGGCGUCCAUUCGUCACAUUCAAGCAUUAGCUGCUACAGAGCCAUUUCAGAAAUUCGGGGCACGUGUCUACCCAGCAAAUUAUCCGGCUUGCCGCUCAACUGUGUUUGAUUCAGAUGAAUAUUGGGAAUGUGCUGUUCGAACGCUAACUGCAACACUCCAUCAUCAGAUUGCGACUUGCCGCAUGGGUCCUGUUGGAGAUCCUUUGGCUGUAGUGGAUCCAGAAUUACGAGUACAUGGUAUUUCAAGGUUGCGCGUAGUGGAUUCCAGUGUAAUACCUCGUACGACUUCAGCGCAUACAAACGCACCUGCGAUAAUGAUUGGUGAAAAGGCAGCGGAUAUGAUAAAGGAUACUUGGAGAUCAAGUAAUGGAGUGUAUAGUUACAAGUAAAGCAAUGAUUUUAAAUUAAAAUUUUAUUAUUUUGAUUCCAUUGUAAUAGAUCUGUAAAUCUACAAAUAUAUUUAGAUUUGUAAGAGUCCAAUGAGUGUCACACAUUCGUCACUAGACUACUCCUACUAAUAAGAAAUAUUUUCAUUGUUA